GAAAAAAUAAAUGAAAUUAAAGUAGUAAUAUUAAAAUGGUGAGAUAAAUUUAUAAGAGAGAACCACAAUCACCCGUUUCCUUCCUACAACAACUUCACAGAGUUUGAUCUUCCUUCCUUCCAUGUCCACUCACCAACAAGAUAUGUCUCUCGUCACGUCCACUCCGAUCAACAACGGCAAUCAAAUCUUCCCAGAGAUCGAGAUGUCCGGCGACUCCUCCUCCAUCGUACGAGCAACCGUCGUCCAGGCAUGCACCAUCUUCUACGAUACUCCCGCCACGCUAGACAAGGCUGAGAGGUUACUUGCCGAGGCGGCGGAUAACGGGUCACAGCUCGUGGUGUUCCCGGAGGCGUUCAUCGGCGGAUAUCCUCGCGGCUCCAGCUUCGAGUUGGCCAUCGGUGCUCGGACGGCUAAAGGAAGAGACGACUUUCGCAAGUAUCUUGCUUCUGCUAUUGAUGUUCCCGGCCCUGAAGUGGAACGUAUGGCGGAGAUGGCUAGGAAGUACAAAGUGUUCUUGGUUAUGGGUGUGAUUGAGAGGGAAGGUUAUACGUUAUACUGCUCUGUCCUUUUCUUUGACUCACAAGGUCAGUUCUUGGGUAAGCACCGGAAACUCAUGCCUACGGCUCUUGAACGUUGCAUUUGGGGGUUCGGAGAUGGAUCAACCAUCCCUGUUUUCGAUACUCCGAUUGGGAAAAUCGGUGCUGCUAUUUGUUGGGAGAAUAGGAUGCCGUCUUUAAGAACCGCUAUGUAUGCCAAAGGCAUUGAGAUAUAUUGUGCACCUACUGCUGAUGCUAGAGAAACUUGGCUAGCGUCAAUGACUCACAUCGCUCUUGAAGGAGGCUGUUUUGUUUUGUCAGCUAACCAGUUCUGUCGCCGUAAAGACUAUCCUCCACCACCGGAAUACACGUUUUCCGGUUCAGAAGAGAGCCUCACACCGGACUCUGUUGUCUGUGCCGGUGGAAGCUCUAUCAUUUCGCCUUUGGGGAUUGUUCUAGCUGGACCAAACUAUGAAGGAGAGGCUCUUAUCUCAGCUGAUCUAGAUCUUGGGGACAUAGCACGAGCUAAGUUUGACUUUGAUGUGGUCGGUCAUUACUCGAGGCCUGAAGUUUUUAGCUUGAACAUAAAGGAGCAUCCGAGGAAAGCGGCCAGCUUCACGUCCAAGGUAACCAAAGAUGAGACCGUCAAAAUGUGAGAGACCACCGCUCAACGUCAAAGAUUUAUUAUGUAUAUUUUAAUAACAUUCGUCAAGAAUUGUAAUUGAAAUCAUAAUCGGAUCCAAGGUGUUAUGCGUUGAAGAAUAUAUAAUAACAAUUUUUCUUUUCAAAAAAAAAUAUGAAGAAUAUAUAAUAACAUGUCUCUGUUUCCGACCGUGCCAGGUUAUUGUAAAGACAACCCAAAAUUUUCUAUUGUUUACAGAUUUGAUCCAGAUAUUAUUGUAGGAAUCAGGGACACCCUCAUAAUGUACUCCAGUUUCUAGUAAUCUCUCUUGAUAAGAGACUUUAAAAGUUGUUUGUUCUUGAAGAAUUGGUCUACGUCUGUUAUGGAACAAGGAAACUCAACAUGAAGAAGCUCAACUAAUGCAGGUAAUAACCAAGGCUUAAACUGACAGAACAUGAAUCUCCACUUCUGGUCACAGAGAAACCAAUUCUAUCCCAUCAAGUUUAAAAUUUCUCCAUCUCACAAGCAUUACACAA
Messenger RNA from Brassica napus (rape), 1694 nucleotides. Its product is annotated as bifunctional nitrilase/nitrile hydratase NIT4. Gene Ontology annotation, molecular function: nitrile hydratase activity; nitrilase activity. The record is from RefSeq and is a predicted model, not a curated record. Gene Ontology annotation, biological process: detoxification of nitrogen compound. NCBI's taxonomy places the organism in Eukaryota, Viridiplantae, Streptophyta, Magnoliopsida, Brassicales, Brassicaceae. The transcript is spliced from 5 exons. The coding region runs from base 122 to 1192 and encodes 356 amino acids.